GGAAGUGCAAGCAUCGAGUUGCUGGAUUAGCUGUUAGAAACUAUUUUUCACAGAAAGCCUCUAAGGAAAGAAUAUUUUCUAAAUUUGAAGACAUUCCUCUGCAACAAUUCAACUUUUGUAACUCUUAAAAGGGAAAAAAAUGGUCCCCUCUCCCCCUUGCAGAGGGCCCCCUGCCCCUGUCCUCGCUCAGGCUCCUGGUUCCACCACUGAGGAUGAUGACGGCUGUGAUGUGGAAGGUGGUUCGUCUGAGAGACAUAAUGCAUUAUGGGAAAGUGGAGGAGUUCGUUUCCUUGGUGACUGAAGCCAUCCCUGACAUCUUUACAGAGAGACAGAUGAGACUGCUCACUCUGGGCCUAAGAUCAAAGAUGAUGUUACAGAUAUUAAGCUCUGAAAAGCCAGAGGACUUCACAGAUGUUAAAACACGUUUGAACAGCCUGAUGCCAUCUACCUCAAAACUGGUGCAUCCAGGAAAUGAAGCGAUGGAAUCCAACUUUGUCAAGCUUAUUCAGAGACUCGUGGACGACCCAAAAGGGAGAGAGCACUUCCUCAAGAAUGUGUUUCCGGUGGAGUAUGGGUCUGACUUUGACACAGCUCUGGAGACUGUGUUUUGUGAGUUCUUCACCAGACUGGAUAAGUUGCUGCUUAUACCAGACUUUAAGCAGACAGCAAUGUUGAUUGGUGACACACCCUCUGCGCUGGAAGAGUCCAUGCAGUGUGUAUCCAAAGCCGAUGACCUCAAAGUACUGCUUAGAAGCAAGGCCCAUCUUAGUCAAAUGUACACAAUGGAUACCAGUGUGCCCUCAUCCUCGGAGCAGCUGCUCUUUUCGUCAUUAUCUUUCCCUCCUUCACUGCCAGAGACAAACGCUCAAGACUUAGAAUCUAAUACACAAACAUUUCUGGAGCAAGAAGAAUCUGAGGCUAUUUCUCUUCAGGACGCAUUAAAUAUGGAGAUACAGGAUGUGAUAUGGCCAUCUGAGGAUGACGUCAUCAUUCUAGAGAGCAGCAAUGCAGGACAAACAACAGGAGGGAAAUGCAGCGACAGCGUUCCUGAUGCUCUCACUUUGGAGGAGUAUGAUAAUGGAGCUUCAGGCAGCUUCCAUUCUCCCUCUACAUCUGCCAAUAGUCCCGUGUCGUCCACUUCAAUGAUUGCCCCUCCACGGCAGAGAGUUGCACACAAAUGCAGUCAUUGUGGAAAAUGCUUCAUUUACCGCUACAAACUCCUGGAGCAUCAGAGGCUGCACACCGGAGAAAACCCUUACAAGUGCUCUCAGUGUGGGAAGUCCUUCAGAAGGAGCUGUGACAUGUCGUCUCACAGGCGGACACAGUGCACACAAGCUGCUUAUAUUUGCCUUAAAUGUGGGGAUAGCUUUCAAUCACUAAAGGACAAAUUAAGACACCGGUGUGGUCGCAUCGUCCAAUGGUUUGACUGUUCUCAGUGCGGUAAAAGCUUUAAAAAAAUGCACUUGCUGAAUAAGCAUGAGCGGACUCACACAAGGAUCUGCAACUUCACGUGCAAACCGUCUGGGCAGGAGUACCCCAGUAUGAGUGAGAUGAGGAGCAACCAGAAGAGUCAUCCUCCCAAGAUUUCCAAACAGUGCAAGCGAUGUGGGGAAAUGUUCAGCUCUGUCGCCCGUUUGACAAAGCAUGAGCUGCGCCACAAGAAACAGGACCAAAAGAUUUGUGGGGAAUGUGGCAAAGCUUUCAAGAGCAAAUAUGAAGUGUCUCUUCACAUGCGCUGUCACACAGGUGAGAGGCCGUUUCAGUGCACGUACUGCGGCAAAGGUUUCUCCAGAUCGGGUAACCUGAAGAUACACUUAAGGAUCCACACGGGAGAGAAACCAUAUCUUUGCUCUGACUGUGGCAAGGGUUGUAUGUCAGCUGGCGAUCUGCAGAUACACAGACGCAUCCACACAGGGGAAAGACCAUACAAGUGCACUGACUGUGGGAAGGGAUUCACCACCGCAAGCAACUUGACAGUUCAUAUGCGGGGUCACACUGGAGAGCGCCCUUACAUCUGUUCCAUAUGUGGACAAGGGUGUAUUACUGGCACAGUAUUAAAAAUACAUACUUUAAAACAUACUGGUUUCAAACCCUACCCUUGUCAUAUAUGUGCAAAGGCUUACACAAACCUCACUCACCUGAAGAGACACUUGAAAAAAACUCACAAUGUAGUGCAAAACCAGACUGUCUAAUUGAAUAGAGUACCAUAUGCCACUUUAAGCAAGUUAAUGCAACUGGCCUGGACUAAUUUUUGUGAUACAUUUAUAAACUUGGUUUUCACUCUCCAUCUCCUGUAAGGACUAUGUUUUCAAAAGAUUUUGUCCUGGCUGUUUCAUUUACCUGUGUUGUUGGAUCUGUUCACAUUGUACCGUGUACAAUUACAUUUGUGUUUUCAAUUUUGUUCUGUGAAUCUGUCAAACAUGUUUUAAAUUGUCUCUAAGAAAACAGAGUAAAACUUGCUACUAAGUGUA
Molecule: messenger RNA, 2471 nt
Organism: Trematomus bernacchii (emerald rockcod)
Lineage: Eukaryota; Metazoa; Chordata; Actinopteri; Perciformes; Nototheniidae
Product: zinc finger protein ZFMSA12A-like
Exons: 7
Coding region: 213-2192 (659 amino acids)
Biological process (GO): regulation of transcription by RNA polymerase II
Molecular function (GO): RNA polymerase II cis-regulatory region sequence-specific DNA binding; DNA-binding transcription factor activity
Source: RefSeq, a predicted model, not a curated record